This is a messenger RNA of Spirometra erinaceieuropaei, 20213 nucleotides long. The record is from the annotation of a GenBank genome assembly. NCBI's taxonomy places the organism in Eukaryota, Metazoa, Platyhelminthes, Cestoda, Diphyllobothriidea, Diphyllobothriidae.
AUGACCACAGAAGACAUUCAACAAAAUCUUAGAACGGUUUCCCGGCUGCCAAAUUCGACCGCUCUGGACUGUCAUCUGGAGAUAUUUGAGGAAGAAUACUUGACGGUCAGAAUCGAUGACGAAAGGGUAAAAUAUUUUUGCUUGGCUUACUUUAUUAGGACCCAUCCGAAUGUUUUGACUUGAGAUGCAUUGAGGAUGUCUUUGGCCUUACUGGUUCUCGAAAAGAUGGAGGCCCUGCAUCGCACAUGCUAGUCUUUCGGUUUCGUGCAAGCGAACUGACAAAUGGGGAGUGUCCGGACGAAGUUCAUAUCUUUAAGGUUGAUACAGAAGCGAAAUUGAAGUGGGCCGCUAAUACCUUAGAGCAAGCUGCAGAAAAUGCAAAGUAAGACUAAAUUGUUACCCAAAUGGCUUAGACACAACCAAGCCCACACAAGGGAGAAGCAUAUGCCACCACGGUCAAUGGAGAAGCGAAAGGAUGCAAUUGACCGUCCACAAAAAAUUAGGAAAGUUCCCAAGCGUGUAAGUUGAGCUUUAAUUCCUCCAAAAUAUCCCUAUAUGAAGCCUUUAGUAAUGUAAUAGAAGUUCAGCAUGAUAUUUUGCUUUACUAGGUAUCCAGCGGUACAGGCCUUCUUGAGGAACUCAAUCGACUUCUUGAUGAAGUUGAAUCGUUUGAGGCAAAUCUUCAUGAUGCAAUAUCCUUCCAAGUAACGGGUGCUGGGAAAGUCGAUAGUACGUUUGAUGAACUUUUGCCAAUUAAAUUAUUAUUGUUACAUUUAAAAGAAAAAUGUCUGGAAUUAUUUUCUGCGAACAAAAAUAUAUUUUUGUUCGCAGAAAAUAACUCCACUAAACUGGUGAAAGUUUCGUGUAAAUAAGGUAAUUAAAAUACGUUCGAGAGAACCGCAGAAUCCAAAAGUAUACUUUUGGAUUCUGUGGUUCUCUCGAACGUACUUUAAUUAGCUUAUUUACACGAAUCUUUCACAAGUUUAGUAGUCAGAAGGGAGCGAAAAAUUCCAAAUGUAUAAAUUUCGGGUGUUGUUGAGAUUUAAGAGCCUUAGCGUCUAGUUAAAACAAAUAUUGUUUGUCGGUCUUCAGAAGAAUAUGCACUAGAGGGGGGCAAAAUCGGGCUUCGCGAUCCAACAGAGAAGUACAGGCCUCUCUUUCGGUACCUAUUAAAGGCUUUGUCAAUGUAAUUAAAAACGCAAUAUUCGAAUAGGAAGUUUACCGAACAUUUUUGUUCACUUUUUGAGGAAUAUCCUUCAGAUAGUUUAAAAACGUAUAAGCAAGCCAAUAAUUAAAUUUGUAUCAUAAAGAUGCCCCGGUAGUUUUAGUGUACACAAGACAAUUUAGUUCAAAGUGGCUUCGUAAGUAUUGCAUAAAACGACAUAUUUGCAAAGGAUACAAACAGGAGUCUUAGAAUUUAUUGAAUUUAAAAUGUAGUUUGCUGAUAGAUAUGAAGUUGUACACUAACUUCAUAUUUCUCUUACCCUUACCGCUAAUUUUAGUCCUUUGAUAUUAACCUUUAUCACUCUCUAUCAAUAUUUAUGUCCUUUUGAUACAGUGCAUUUCGAGUCUGCUGUUUUUUCCUAGGAUCACUUUGGCGUGACAGCCUGAGUCCUCCAUCCUAUGAGGCCGCCGUUGAAAAUAUUCAGAGCAUUAGAAAGUGCAUCAACUAUGCGGCAGACUUAGAGGAACUAAUCGUAGAUCCAGGACCCGGUGAACUUCUGAAUAGGCUCUUCGAGUCACUUUGGUGGAUACAGAAAAUUUGUGAUUGUAAUCGCGUGCUGCACUACGACUCUAAUCUGGUGCGUUCCGUCUGGAGGCCAGCUUUCACAGAUCGAACGUUAUCGGUUUUGCAAAGAUACUUACAACCGUCCAAUAAAGCAUUUUGGAGCAGUUUAGGCGACGCUUGGACGCAACCCAGGUGUGUCUUUUAAACAUGCUACUGGUUUAUGUUAACACAGAUGUCACCUUUGCGAUGAUUCUCGUCCGUUAUAUUUAGAAACGUUUCGUCAGAUAUCUUAUGUCUAUGUUUAUUGCAUGUACAUCAAUCUUUUUCUUAGCACGCAAGUGGCUAGUAUCCAAGUUAAUUUUCCCAUGAUUCUCAUUUCAAUCCUGAUAAACGAGAACAACAUUUUAGCGCAAAGUGCAUUUCUUCAAGUCACACGACAUUUUAACUUUGAAAGUUUUAACGGUAAGUUCUUUCAGUGACAGUGUGGUUUAGUUGGCCGCUUUUCCUUUUCUGACCAAAACGUCAGUAUUUUACUCCAAAAAUAGUACAAAGUCGUCAACAUAUAUAUAUGUUCAUAUUUUUGUUGUUGCCUGUAUUCGGCCAACACACCAAUUUUGCUGUAGUUUUUUACUGACCAGGUCAGCAAUAAGUUCAAAUCAAUUAAUAAGACAACUACAGUCGUCGACUAAGUCGUCUGUCAAGGUUAGUCUUGUAGAGACCCGGCUUACUGCCAAUGUUGUUACGAAAAUCGAUGCACGGACAUGCCUGGCGGCCUGAUGGGGACUUUUACUUUAAAAUAUAAAUAAAAGGGACGGAAGAUUUGUCCUUUUUCCUUCUAUUUUAAGGCCAAGGAUGUUUUCGCGUAUGUUUUGAUUACCCAUGGGGCUAUUAAACAUCGGCUUUAAUUCCUUUAUCGCUAUCAAUUAAGCGUUUGACACCAAAUUUUCCAAUUCAUUCCUCUACUGUUCGUGGACUACAACAAAUCUCAUUAGGCAGUUGUUUAACAUGUGGUGGUCAUCGAAGAUUUUGUUUAAGAUAUCGUUCAGUAUAUCUGAUCUGUUUUGGUAUUGCAUAACCAAGGCACAGAUCUACCUUUUUGUUCGAGCAUUUGACAAUUUUAAACCCUAACUUUGCCCUUCUCGAAUUGCCUAUCUGAUAAAUAGGGAUUAAAAUAAUUCCGACCCAAACGACUUUCAACAAUGAGUUAACAUACCCCGAUGCCAAAGAGCUUCAGUUCCAGGUCUGCUGGAAACAGGUUGGAAUUCAGAGGAAGCGCUCUGGCUCUUGUUUAAUGGCCAUUCUUUCUUUGGCUAAUCUUUGAAAACAUUGUUUUUAUACCCAGCAGAUUCUACGGAUUGGACACGAUCUAGUGUAUUGUAUGUGUAGACGUUUUAAAAUGAAACAGAUGUUAAGUUUUUAGAAAAAAUCCGAAUAUGUCAUUUUAAUCACUUCAGUCCGUUGACUGAAAAGUUAUUUUUCUUCGCUUAAGCGGGAAGCCUACAAUGCAGACAGGCACGGAAUUCCUUCCACCACAAAGGACAACUGUUAUCGAGAAAACUGUAUGUCCGAACAAGCGUUCUGUUUAUAUAUCGGCUAAAUUACAAUAUCACAUUAAAAUCUGCAAUUUUAAAAGCACGAAACUAGUUUAAAAUAUGAUUUCAAUACCGUCCACACAAAACUGGCGUUUUUACUAUUUUCGCCCCGAUCUUAUCUUUCAGCAAGAAUUUAAGCCAGAGAUCACGAUUAGGGACUACGGAUACUACAGUAAGCAACGUCUUAUGUUUUGCGGACUAACUGUCAUCCUGUUAUUUAAGAUGAAGAAUCUAUAUCCCUAAAUUCUUCUUAAGCGUCAUAAAGUCAACAUUGUUUAAAUAAGCGAUUCUUUCAUUACAACAUAUGUCACAAAUAGCAGCCAGUUAGUGAGGAUAGCCAUUCAGAAGUUACGUUUAUCUAGUAGAUUGAUAAUAUCCUCAAAAACUGUAAGCUCCUUGAGAAUAUCCUGCGUUUUUCAUGAAAUUUAACGACAAAACGUUUGCACUGUAAGGGACUUAUAUUCUAUUAGUCGACGUCAGAUUCAACCAAUCUGUCGUUAUCCGCGGGUGAAAUCAAAGUCUUUAAAUGCCACAAAAGCAAUGUUCCAAAUUAAAAAUGGUUCUAAAAGCAACAUCAAACUUUAGGAUCAAUAAUUAGCCCCAAAAGCUUCGAAACUUGAUUUCAGCUGUUUUAGUCCUGCAGUUGCUUAGUCACUGAUUUGAUCACAUGAUAUCCCAAAUGUUAUGCAGCCCUAUUGCACAAGCUGGUGCUAUCACUUUCUGAAAAUAAUUUUACUAUUACCAAUUUUCCUUUGGUUCAAGCGUUAAAUAAAUCUUACAUGGCCUGUCAAGUCCUUGAAAUGGGAGUUAGGACGCCCGAUUGUCUAUCUAUUCUUUUUUACUUAUUGGUUAAAUGAACCACUCUCUUGCUUGCUUAAUUCACUUACUAAGCGUAAUCAACCCACUUAAAACCAUCAUUUUUAAAAUUUAGAACCUCCGCCAAGUAAGUAUUUCCACCUGCUCAGUCUGUAUUUGCUGACAAACUGUGUCUUAAAACCAAAUGCAUUCUCAAUUUCGAACUUUUUGCUUAAACUCGGGGAAAACGCUUUCGAGUCGAUACUAUCAAAGGCAAAAAUUGUUGAUAAAUGUGCCGUUUCAAUUUAAAGCACUCAGUGCGGCCUCUUCAACAAGGGAGUCGAAAGCGCCGGAUAUUGAGGCCUUUAUCAACGCAGUACAUGCCCGCAAAGGCCAGUAAGUCCUGACUGACAGGGUAUUAUUGUUUGACAGUUUUGGCUAAAUGGUUCUGUUUCAUUUUCCAUACCGGACAUAGUCCACACGGCGAAUAGUUGACUUUCAGAAAGUAGUCAUCCAUGAUAAACUUUACGCCAUAUUAAACUUGCUGGUCAACAGUUAGGAUUCCCCCCUCACUAAAUCCCUCUUAGAAUUAGACAGCCGCUCAAAGUUCUGUGCAGUCAACCUGUGUGGUUCCCGCAACGAUUUUUGCUAGAUUGGUUGGAUGGGGUCGGGGGAAAGGACAUGGUUUCUCGUUACCUCAGUUGCUCACAUGCGGUCAUUUUACUCCUCAGGGACUUUUGCUAGGCUUUACAUCCCGAGUGGUGUUUUUCAGAAGCUAAGGCAAGGCGUCAUCGGCAUAAAAUUGAUGAGCUGUUCUAAACUUUGGAAUUAGCAGAACUUUCCUUGUCAUUCUGACCCCUGGGUAGUAACUUACCAAGAGAAGGUGCCGAAUAUUGUUUAGAAUUUUUUGUUUAACAGAUAAAUCCUCCGAGCAACUCGUCGGCCGUUAUUGUCAACUUGGGCUGCAUAAAAAUCGAUCUGGACUCGCGGGUCAUAAUUAGAAGGGGAUCGGGGCAGCAAGCGGCAGGAUCAUGCUGUUUCAUAUCUUUCUCCCUAAACUAUCUUUGAAGUAUUGCCCAGUAUUCUUUGAAAUAAAGGAUAAACCUUAUAAUGCAUAAAACGUAAAAUAAAUAGCCGGUCAUCACGUGAUUUUGCAAGGUCUGGCGUACCGAAAUAUGUGUUUCACAAUCCAUCCCCGGAAUGGAAAUUUCAGAAUAAGCAAAUUGAGUCCUGCUCAGAGUUUGCUACUGAUUUUUGCAUUAAUCCUUGGUCUUCAUUUGAUCAGGAGAGCCCCAUGAAAAAUUAUUCUCAUCUGAGAAAAAUCCGGUCCUCUUAAUAUAGUGUUUUUCUCUAUUUUAGACAGCCAUUUGUGAGAAUUUUGUUCUGCAAAUGAGCGUUCUUAGUAGAAUUUAAAGACAAUCAUGCGCUCGUUCCGCUGGUUUUAAUUAGCCAUCAAUUCUACGUAAUUAUUUCAUUUUAAUCGGCCCCAUUGCAGUCGUUUGAACUCUUAUUGCAUUUUGUUUAAAUCCAGACUCGUUAUUGCGAAGCAAAAGAACGUCAGUGAAGCGGUCAGAGAACUGAGCGUAAACGUCGGAGACAUCUUAGAAGUGAGAAAACCGUCCUGCUUUUACCAUUUUUUGUAAUAACUUCCUUUUUUCUGUCUUUACACGCGUCAUAUUAUAAAACCCACUGAAAAUUUGAUCAAAAUAGGCAAAGCCCAAGUUGUUGGGUUUUUCACGCUCAUCAUAACUCUGCUCGAGUAUGCAAUUUCCCCUACUUUUUCAUCCUCCGAGGGCUAAAACUGCAUAAUCUAAUCUGCCGUGCAAUUAAUUGGGCAACGCUGACAACACUGUCUCAAACAACCCCUAUCAGUUGUGGGGCUGAUUCAGUUCAAGUUGUUCCAAUUCAAGCUCUUUUGACUGCCCGAAAUAUUGUAUUGGUCGAGUUAAUUUAAUUACUGACAUGAGUAGCUCUUGGAAGUGUUGUUUUUCCGACCUUGCAUUUGGAUGUUCAUAAACGGUACGGCUUGGACUCAUCACGAACGUACGAGUGCACAAACACACACACACACACACACACAUAGAGAUAGCGAGAGAACAGAAUCCCACUGUCGUCAACGGUUACACCAGCGUCGAUUAUCCACUUUUGUUGCACUUCAGCGGUAGAGCUGCUCAUUUAUUGGUGGGUCAAACCGCUCGAUUUUAUCUUGUUACAGCACUUCCAAACUCCCACCUCAGUCUUUCUACCUUGUUGGGUCAUCCAACAGUGUCGAUACGCCCUGGUUUUUAGGCGGUGCAGGAGAGCCAUUUAGUGAUUGCUACUAUUCUCUCAAACUAGUUCCCCUUGCGAGAGAAACAGGACAUCGGUUGGUAUACAGCCAGGUCAUUCAGCUGAGAGCUAGGACCAAGUCGUGUUGCUUAAACAGCCGGAAGCACUAUCAGGGAGACCUAUUCGGGUUCUUGAUAAACGACACGCGGUAGGUUGUUGCGAUCAACUUUCAGGAACUUGUAAGAUUUGGGAUUUUCGACAAUUAAAUUAAUGUAAAGUGCGUCUUUUAUAUUUGAUCACCAGUGUUCUCAUCAAACUAGAUAAAUAUAAACAAAGGUUUUUGAUACUGUUUUUGAUUCUAUUGGAGUGCUCUCUGAGUUCAUGUUCUAGCUCAUAAACGUUACAAAACAUUUGUGUACAGCAUUUGAAAGGCUUGGAAGGAGAAAAAACUGAUCAGGAAAUAGCUCAGAAGUAUGAGACUGCGCUACAAACUUUGUUUCCACUCCAUCAUGACGCAAAUCCUCGGGCCGCAUCCCAUGCUUCAGCAGAGGUUACCGAAUCAACUACUAGACAAAGACUUGGAGUACACAUAGAACCUACGACUCACUCGCUCUCUACACAGUUCGAUAUAUGGUUUACGGUUUUUACAUUUUGUCGUUCUCUCAUAUUUGUUUCUGUCUUCGGUAUCGCUCAGAUGAACCUGGUUUUUCCAAUCCUCUCAGUACGGUUAAAACCCUCAUUUCAGUAGGGACUAUGUGUUUUUCUUUCAAAUUAAUAGCUAUUUUAUACACCGAGCCCUCCGUGUUCUCCGCUUUUAUAAUAUCUUUUUUGUCUUAAUUUACAUCGCGAGUCAGACCGCACAGAGUCAUGGUUUUAGCAAAUCGGUCACGUAAUGGGUGAAUAAGUGUGGAAUUAUACUUUUUUCACCAAAUAGGAUUUUGAAAUCAAGUGGGGGUAUUUCAAUGGCAAAAAAAUUGAAGUUCAUAAAGGCUAACCAAGGUAGAAAAAAAAGUACCUCCUAUCUUCCUUAAACACAUAGUGUUAUAUUCAGAGAACGUAGUCCGAUAAAUCAUUUGUCUCUCAUUUAGACAGUCUGGAAAAUCCUAAGGAGCUUUUUUGAAAAUGCAUCAAAUAUUGCAGGUAACGAACAUAAUAAACAGGCACAAAUUAUUCCCAUCACCUUACAAACUGGCCUUAACGCAUGGAUGGAAAGUCUCACUUGCAAGCGAUCGACCACGGUCCAAAAGAAAACAAUCAAAGCAUCGGAAAAAAUAGAAAGUCGUUUAGGAAUAAUAACUUUUAGGAAAACUUGAAAUGAGAAUCUAGUAAAAGUUAUUGUUGAAUAAAUAAGCCGAAUGCCAAAUAGUGCGUGGUGCGUGUCUGUACAAACAAGUGGACAGAUAUAACAGAAUAUAUCUAUAUAUUAUGGUUGCUAGUCACUCGCUUGUCGAUACGUAGGGUUGUGUUUAAACAUGCUCCUGUUGGCACUGUUCGAGAUACGGUUGACCAAGGAGAAAAUGAUGUGUCUUGCAGUUCUGGCAUCUGAGGGCCGCAGGAUUAAAGUGCGGUGCAAGGCCACUUGUCUCGUUGCUGGUUAAUGAAACACAAACUAGGAUGUGGUUUGCAAGCACAGCUCGAGAAUUCAUAGUCUGCCUUUAUGCUUACUGCCAUAGGUCUUGGACGACAGUGGAGAGUGGUGUUGUUUGAGGACCCCAACCGGAGCGACGGGUCACGUGCCGAAAUCCUGCAUAACUCCGCUGGAAGAAGACCGUUCGGGUCGCCAACGCACCCCUAGCAGACAGGGCUCCAAGUCGCCGCGCAUUAAGACGGCGUCCACACGCAAGAGCACCACCAUUAAGGAAUCCAGCCACAAAACCACAUCUCGCAAAGAUCAGCGCAUGUCGCCUAGCCCCUGUUCGGAGGACGAAGAGGAUAGCGAAACUGUCACAUGUGCCCACUUCGUGGAACAAAGUUCCGAAGAAGAUAAUUGUAGGGGUGGGAGACAGAGCAGCAGCCGACGCGGCAAGCGCUCUCAAGGCGGAGAUUCAAAGAAUCAGCCUGCACAGUGUCAGCCCAUUGUGCAGUACGCCACGCCCUCAGCAUUCCAGACGGUGCAAGCACAGCCCAUGACAACUCGUGGUUAUGCUCAACCAAUUAUUGCCCAAACCGGUAAUCCAUCACAGCCCACGGUGCUUGUGGUGCCUUCACAGUCGGCACAGGGCGGUACUGGGCCGGCGAUUCAUUACUUGGUGAGUCCGCCUAGCGCCCCAGCGCCUCGACCAGCUCCACCACCGCCACAGCAACCGCCUGCGCAGCCUACGUCGGUUAUAGUUCCAAUGCCCAUUCCGACACCUAUGGCACCCAUGAUGCCGGCGGGCAUGCCUGCCUGCGGUCCGAUGAUGCCGAGCAUGAUGCCCGCCCCAGCCCCCCAGAUGAGUCCGUACGGCAUGCAACCGUUCGCCGGGCCACCACCACCGCCACCGCCGAUGAUGAUGGGCAAUCCCUAUAGCAGCAUCUAUGACGGUUACGCCAAUGGCUACAGAGCAGACCGAUACGAUAGACGCCAUCGGGGUGACAGUUAUGAUGAUGGCUACUAUGAGGGCGGCCGCACGCGCAGAACAUCCUCGCGAUCACCACGGCGUCGUUCCAGACGCAGGAAGCCCAAGACAAGUACUCGAAAGUCAAGUGGCAAGGGACGCAGGUCCGACUCCACUUCUUCCUCUUCUUCCUCCUCCUCUUCAUCAUCUUCGUCUAGCUCUUCUUCAAAGAGUCCUGUCCAGACUACAAAAACAGCUCACCGUUCGAAGAAGGCAACGCAAAAUUCUUCGCCACAGAAGUUUACACCACCGCCUCCACCGCCACCGCCUCCGCCCGUUCAGACUGACGAUUCCACUUACGGUAAGAUUUAUGUUCUCUCCUCAGUACUGCUGUAGGUCUGAUGUUACAAUAGGCUUCUACUGCUGUGGCGAUUUCCCACUAUUUGUGCACGUAGGUUCUCCUCAGAAGGGCCAUAUUUCCUCAUUUGGCUAAUACCCAUAUGCAGCUGAAAAGACUUCCUUCUGUCCGAAUAAGCCUUUCAUCGCUCAUACGCGAUGGGAGCUGAACGGGGUCGUUUAUCACGAAAAAACCUCGCUUAUUCACGAGGUCUGGCCGAUGUGUUUUAGUCUAGUCGGUGCUGCGGGAGCUUGGUACCUUGGCUGAGCACAGCCCGCAUCGAGAUCGAAAUGGCAUGUAAUUUCAGUUUGCUGGAUCUUUUGGUAAGGACUGACAAUGCCUUAUCUGUAGCGUUUCCGGUUACAGCAAUGUCCUGUUGCGAUUGGAAACAAAGAUUCCUCACAGACCGGUCUGUGGUUCAACGAUCAUGACAGAGCUUGCGGACAGGCUGCAUAGAAGCAGGAGUAGGACCUAAGUCUUGGAUAAUAGUUCGCGCUAUACUGUAAACUUUGCGUCUAACUUUGCGCAUGCGCCGUCUGCGAGGUAGUGGGUCCCAAGCUUCGUGUACAGGUGUGCGAAAUAUCUGAAACUGUCUUUCGUUUCUUCCAAAAUUUAGAAUUUCAACAAAUGCUGCUAUCGACCAUAGUCAGUGUUCCGUGCGACAAUUGUUAUACCACUCUGAUAUUAUUCAUCGUUGUAAUUCAGAGACCGAAUACUUCCAUAAGUUCGUCGAAGCAAUGUUCAGAAUAGCAGUGUUUAUAUAUAUGUGCCUAAGCGAACGUUUACCCCUGAACAAUGAUGACUCACUAAGCAGGGGGGGUUCCACAACCUACUACUACAUUCCCGAGUUGCGAACUACCAGUCGCAUAUCAUAAAUGACAUUGCUGAGUUAUUUAAUGCAAAGAUGCCCUCAUCAUACUCCUCCUGCUGAAGUUAUGGGAGUGAUUUCGUACAACCUGAUUCCUACGGAAGGUGAGGAAUGAUACCCAACCGAGGGUUUUUUCACUGAACUCAUGUUCUUCCGAGAUUUUUGGCGUCUGCAAAAUUGCGUAAUCCAAUACAAGCAGGACAGCAGCAAAUAAAUGUUAAAUACAGCACCUUUCUGACAAACAGAAAUCAGUUUAUGCUGUCAGUGUUUUGCUCAUAGCACUCGGCUCGCGGAUUAAGGAGUUCUUGGCGAGGAUCUGGGCCUCUAUUAGAGUUGACUUGUUUGUUGCAGACCUGGCCAUUUCUCUUCUUAUAUAUCAAGCUUCAAGAAAAGCCUAUAGUUUUGAAGUGGACUGGUCGCUGGUAUACCUAGCCCUAUGGUUACAUAGAGGAAGGCCUACAUCGGCCGCCGACUAACUAAGACGAGCGGUUGUUUGCUGUUAUUUCUGUUGCCCUUUAAUGACAAACCUUUUAUGAACCCAAAAUCACAGUCAACUGACUCAUCUGUGCCGAUGAUUCGAAACCCUUCUUUGGGUUUAGUAGAGUGUCAUUUUCCUGUAGAUCAAGUCUGCGACUCUGUACGCAAGUACUUUAUGUUUUGGGCUAUAAGAUUCGUUCGAAUUGUCAUCUGGUAUUCCUUAGCUUAUCUCGGUUUCAUGGGCACCUUGGGAACCAAGCAAGAUAGUUGUAAGUUAAAUUACCCUAUGAUUAACAUCUAAAGGUCGUAAAAGACUGUGCUCAAAAUAAAAAAUAUUUCAAAAUCCGAACGAAAAUGAGUCAUUUAUCCCCACUGUAUGCGACGGAUGGGGAUCUCUUUUGAGAAUGUGCUCUCUGCCGUUUAAGCAUUUGCCAUUUAUUUAAUUGCGGCACCUUAUUUAUGGGAAAAAAAUAAAAGUUACUAAACCGAAAGUAAGGCUUAGCUACUUGUACGUUCCAAUGACAUAACGAUCUAGGUACACUGACAAGCAUCCGCAAUGGAGUGCAUGUGGAUUCAUUAGGCUACGCUUCGCUUUGGUUUUCUCCACCCCACGUAAUUCUUUCCCCUUUGCACUCCUCUCUGCUGCUAACUGACUAACAUCUUUACUGGUUGCCCUUUAUAUAUGGCAUCUCUACUAGGGUGUGCUUGAACUGAUUUCAAGGUUUUUUACCUCCAAUUCUUCUUCUUCUUCUUCAAAGAUCCCCAUUGUCCUCUAUUAGCCCUCUGCCCCCAGUACUCAGUCGUAAGAUCUAAACGUGGAUUUCCUACGUCAUUUUGCGUGGGAGUACAUACAGAGACAGUGUUCAUUAUAGGGGAGGGGCAUUGGCGAUGUGCCUGCGAUUUUGCAGUUUCUAUCUCAGGCUAAUUACGGUGCUACUUAUCAAUAGUGUCUGUCGGCAGCAUUUCUGAAGCGCUUACACCCACUUUUGUUUUUUUGCUUUUAAGGGAGAAAUCAUAGAUUCUAGUUCUACUCCCUGAACGGAAGACACUCCCGUGGAUGAGAGAAAUGUUUUGCUCACACCUGUAGUCCGAAUUUGCAAUAAAUCUCGCUUGCACUUUCCAGGCAGUGGUUUUCUUUCCUUUGAUUCGCAUAACGCACUCAGAUUAACGUAGUAGCUUACGCCCUCUUGAUUGCGUUUUCCAACUCAGUUAUUUUCGAACUCAAACUAGUCCCUCUAACUCAUCGCCCCGACCACUUUCCUCACGUGAUUAUCAGUGAGAUUCUAGAUUGCCUGAUCCCCUCAGCAUUUUGAUCCAGGGCAACAGGCUAGACGAAAGAUAGUCUCCAGACCUACCAGUAUAGUCUAAGGUUACUUUGUAAGAUUUGGGAAAUCUAAAUGUAAACAAGGAAUAAAAACAUGGUGAAGUUUGUUGUGAUUCAUCAACUAUCUGCGGACGCUGCUGGAAUAUUUUGUCGGUUCAUGUGUCAAGUCAAAAAAUCGAGGAGUAAUAAUCUGGUAAUAUCCAAAUGUACACCUUCAAAACGGAAAAAAUUCAAAAUUGAGUGAGAACUAUCGAGCAUGUUAUGGUUCUCCUUUGAGGUAUGUAUCAGCUUUAAUCAGGAAGGACGGCAACAGAUCCAUCAACUGGCACAGUUCACCUUUCGCAUGUUUCCAGCAUCCCUUUCAAGUCCAUCCUUUGCACAAUGGAAAGGUGUUUAACGUUCGCACUCGCUCCGCAGCUGCACUAACACCCUCACUGAAAUUCAACCACCCUUCACGGAACUCCCCACAUUCACAUUUUUCAAAAGGAAUUUGGCACAGUCCUGGUCAUAAGCUUGAAGCUUUAGCAGGUGUUUUAGUAAGUUAGGAGUAACUCAAACCAUCAGCUUAAAUAACAAAGGCAAAGGAGAUUGGAAUGGCCAUUUCCGUCUUAUUAACUCUCGUCAGCCAGCCUAUGUUACGCGCCGCUGUGCGGAUGCUAGCGGUGCUCGAGAGAGAGAGAGUCCCAAAGCACAACGGGACGAGUGAGAUCCGUAAGACGAUUGACGAGGGCCCCUCUACCAUCAGCUUAAAGUCUCAUUCGUUGGCAGUGGCGUUGUAAGCUUCCCCGUGGGUAAUUCACUUUAAACUCACCUAACUAUCUCGCAUGCCCUCAUAUCAUCGGAUUGGGGUUGGGCUCACUUUUCUUCCAGUUUGCAGUAACUUAAAUAAUUUGAUUCAGCAUUGUGGUCCACUGCACAGUCAUGCUAGGUAAUAAAACUGUAACUCUCCACUUGUUAGGCAACUAGCGCAGCCAUUUGGAAUCCUGCACACGCCAUAAAUACUGAGUUAACCCUCCCCCCGACCUUCGAGGAAGACAAAUUCGGUCCUCUGUCGUAUUUACUCACAUACUACUCCCCGUGAUUGAAACACGACAGUUUCUGUACAAUUUCGUAGAGAUUUAAUAAAUCCUAAGAGUUGCUGUGCUAUCCUUAGCCUCAAUGUCAAGCUCAAGUCACUUUUAACUUCAAAUAUUUGCAGGACUAUAUUUGACCAUCCCAGUCAUUUUUAUGUUAAUACGUAAAAGGUCUACUUUUAAUUAAACAUUUUAUUUGAACUUCAGAAAUGUCAUUUUCAGUAAAAGACUGUGGAACAUAAACAAGCGUCUUGCCGAACAGAAACCUGACCACUUUCAGCGUCUCGUAUUUGCGAUUACCGUCGCGGCAUAAUGUUAGAUGAGCAGUUUCUUGGUACACCUGUUACAGAGUCAAAUUUAGCAAGUAGAUCUCCCUUCCUGUUAUUUGGUCCUUAGGAGGGCACCAAAGUCCACUCUUAUUUGUACUGAGUCUCCGCAGUUUGACUCCUGUUAAACCCAUCUGUCGGUUCCCCUAGCAGCCAACUCAUAGUUAUUGGGGGUAGACGUCAUUAGGUCCUACUCAAAGGACUUUUGAUAAGACAAAUAUGCAUAUUUAAAAUGCCAGGGGAGUUUGUAGACUCGAUUUCUCAAAAAUUUCAAUACUUGUUACGCCAGUUAGUAUGCAGCAAGCAGUACCCCUUUUUCAGCCUUUGUUCUCAGAGUGAAUCAAGGUGUCGGUGUCAUUCUAGGGGGGCCGUUCGAUGGCCUGUGGCUUGCUCCAACCGGAGUUCGUUCGGUUUGCACAUGCACCACUUUCGCCAAAAAUUCUGGUCAAGGUUCAACCAUUUGCAUAUACCCUCCGUGUAAUACAAGAGUCUAUGAUUUGACCUGUUCGGUUCAUCAAAGUGUGCUGAAACGUAGCAGUGAGGCUGAUAACAGUGGAACCCGCUAUGCUUCGGCUCACUGUGAUACAAUGCCGAUUACCUUAUGGUAAUCGGGAGAUCACGAUGUCUGUUGGGUUCAUCAUUCAUGCGUAUCUGCGAGUGAUCCAUGGAGUUUGGAAAUGGAAAUUGCGGUGCCUUACUUGACGACCUUAUCGCUCCUUUGACUGGUAUUGCAGUUAGAUAUUCAUAUUCAGCCAGGUCCUGAGCAUGACCUCAGGUAGGUCUGUCUGUGCCGUGUUCUGUGCAUAUUUUGCGCUUGUCAUUGUUGUACUACUUCUAACGCUUUAUCGGCCACUACAUCUUUCCCUAGAAAUCUGAGUAGGCUAACAUAAGAGCAGUGACAUAAAGUGUAGGGUCUCUGUCCGGAAAAGGCAUACUGAACCGUCAUUUCAAUUCCGUCGCUCAUAGGAACAGAGUGAGAAAUUAACUAUUAAGCUUUCGUUAGGUCUCAGUAUUCGACUAGACCGUGUUACACACGACAGGUUGGCCAAAAAUCAGUUUAAAACCAUCGAAGUCAUUUGAAAUACCGUCUAUUGCAGAGACUGAAGUUAUUGCAUUUGAAUUUUGGGAAGAAUUAUUGGUAUAUGCCCCCACUCAAAGUAUUUAACUGGUAAACUGGAGGAGGGGAAUUUGGCGAUGUCAUGUUUUUGUCGACACUAAGCAGUGCAGUGCAUUCUAUUUAUUGCCGUUUUCGCGGGAAGUAAACUCCACUCGAAUCGGUCCUGUCGAAUAUCGCUUUCAUCAGCCAACCUUAUCUUAUUUCGAAAUAAGCGUAUAUCUUCGAACACUUUAGAUGCACAAAAAAUCCAAGUGCGUAGAAAAGUAAUCACAAUUCCAUUUGGUCCACCUUAACUUCAAGGAUGAGCCUUUUAGGUAGUCGAAAGGAAUUUGCAACGGAUGACUAAUUUCAACAUUUGCGGCAACGAUUUUCCGGUCUGUAGCAUUGCUGGUGUCUUGUGGUUAGAUUGUGCUGCCUGCGAACUUCAGCUUUACUUUGUCAACCAAAACACGUGGGUUUGUCUAGCUUACUACAUUUUUGCAUAUUUUUCUCUCAGUAUUUAACUCCCCUCUCUCUGCACCAGAUGUAUAAUGUACUUAUUAAUAAGGUGUAGUUAUUUCCUUUCGGCCGAAUGCUUUCCAUCCUAAAGCCAUACCUUACCAAUGAAUAGAGGCAUCAAAAAUUCGCGAAGGGGGAUUGGAGAUGUCUAACUUCCCGACUCAUUAGGUUCUGAAUACCCAUUGAUUGCCUUUGGGAAUUCCUGGAAAAUGUGUGCUUUUGUUGAUGCCUUUCAUGAUCUCUGUCCAUCUGCGACUUCGGAGGGGGGUUUUAGGUUGUUGCAGUUGCCUAAGGACUACAUGUUAAGUUGACGAUAAGCUUAUAACGUUUAUAAAUCCUAUGAAUGUCAGAAAUGUGCGUAAUAAAGGUAAUAGGGAGUCAAUGGCAUAAGAGGACUCUUCGUCAUUUUUGGACUCAGGAGCCGUAACGGCAGGUAAAAGUAUAAGACAACCUGAUUACUUAACUUUCAAUAAAUCUUGAUCCUAUCAGCUGAAAUAAGAAGUUGGAGUUAUUUGAGUAAAAUGCGUAUAGUGUUUGCAUCUUUUGCAUCGCAAAGCGAAAUUACUAAGGCUUGUUCUCACUUUUGUCAUUUCGAAGCAAGGGGGUCGCAUGCUACCGUUCCUUGUAUGAUCAGACGCCUCUCAGACCUAAGCCGGAAUUCUUUGGACGCUUUUAUACAUAUAUAAGCGCUUCAACGCGAGUGUAUCACGUGCACUGUUGAAUACUUUCGUGAACGCCGUACUGACUUUGAAAGAAUAGGUUGGUGUGCGCACCAGACUUUUUCAUCAGGCAGAGAUCACUUUUCGAGUGGAUUCGGUCGGUUCACUAAUGCUACACAAUGAAGAGGAUCUUGCGCCAAAACAGAUCAGCUCAAAGUUGUCAGUGACGUAUUUAGUACCCAUGCUAACCAAGAACGAAAGAGCGGCCAAGCGUACCCGAGCAUGUAUUUAUCCAGUGUUAAUUUUUACUCUAAAAAUGCGCCAUCACCACAUGUCUGCACGCUCACUUUCACGCACCAUUAAACUUGUUGCCAGUUCGUAGCCAUAUACACAAAGAUUUGACUUUGUCCCACUUCAGCCGAGGUCGGCAAUUCAAGUGCGAGGAAACAGCGGAUUCUACAACAGAUUAUCGGUGAGUUUAACUGGCUGCGUAUGCUUCCUAAACGUCUUUGACUCAUGCUCUGGAACGCCCACGAAUUCCAAUGCUUGUUCUACACUAAAAAUGUGUUGUUUUGUCCUCCAUUCCCCUUUUUCAGGCCAUAAACAACGUAAGUACAUCAAAUUUUGUAUACAUUUCAGACUUAAAAGACAGGUGUGUGUGAUUCCCAAUCUCUAUUUUUGACUCGUAAAUGCAGCCCUUUUCCCAGCGCCUGAAUGUUGAGUCAACCUAUGUGAAGUUUGACUCUGCUGCUACCCUCCUAUCAACCUUUGGCAACCCUAACAUUCGCACGCCACGCCCGUUGCUCUAAGCUAUACUCUUCUGUCCUUAAAACAAUAAAUCCAUGUCCUUAACAUAGAAACGACAGUUUAUUUCUGCCUGCUGAAACGAAGUUUCUUUUUGAAGUCUGCGCACCAACUGUGCUGGAGAUGGCAGCGGAGAGUGCACUUCACACUUUCGUACUCGUGAGGUUACUCGUGUAUUUUUGGGGAAAUGCAAUUGAGUGAGACGUCUUACGGAAGAGAUAAACUUUCGCAGGCAAAAACCAUCCUACGAGGAAAUUUGAGACGUCGAAUUAAACCAUGCUCUGAAGUUUUGAAGCAAGAGUAAUGAUGACCUAUCUUUUCCAGUUUUGUAUAUUAUUUGUAGCAUCUAGCUCGCAUUCAAAAGAACACAGCACGUUCGGUCAAUUAACUUUAUUUAUUCGUCUUUUUUCUUCCUUUCUCAAGGGCCAUACGUGGGUGUAGCAAUCAAGGAUGUAACCGUUGUUUGCCCCUAUGCAUAACCUUAGCCAAGGAAACUAUGUCAUCUUCAAUAAAUCUGCGAGAGGGUGAAAUGCUAUACUAGGUAGCUUAUUUACUUAGUGGCACGACAUUUUGCUUGGUUCAACAAACUUAAAACUCUACCGGGCAGAUCUGGGAUUUCUUCCAAAAAAACAGAAUUUACCACAAAUCAUACAAUAAGCCGCAAGUCUCAGACUGCAGGUCCAUAUUUUCCAUUCUCCUCAUCAUCCAACUGAUAACCACCUCAUUUAUAGCGAGUUACUGUCACUGCUCCGUGUAAUUUCUGCCAGACGGGGUCUUACAACGGUCUUGGAUCUAUUUAUUUUUAUUAUUCUGUUUUGUCGGUUUGUUUGCCUUGGUUUUAUUUGUAUUCGCUAUUAGGAAUCGGGAAUUUUUUUAUUCUCCAUUAACCGCAGCUGCUCAUAUGCCCACACUGACUCGCGAGUUGAAGGAGCGAAUGACUGCGAUGCAGUUGGGUAAAGGUAAUGGACUGCUGCCUGCCAGACGAAGGGACAUUAAUGGCUCUUGGAACGCGUCAAACAGUUCUGCACCUGACCCCGCAGCGGAAAUUACUCGAUUAACUCACCAGUUUGGCACAGCUGAGGUAAGACAGGGCUUGCAUGCAGCUUAACUUUGUAGCAGCUUAAUCAAAGUAAAGGGAGAUAACCUGGGUUUUCUUACUCUCUUUCGGCUUUUGUUGCACUAAAUAGGUCGUUAGGCAGUCUUUUGAGGGCAUUUUAACAUACCUCAUACUAUUCGCGAGGAGGGACGACAGAGAAUGCGGGUAGAUUUAUACAGUACUGUUUUGGGCUUAUUCUGCCUUCAUUCAGCCAACCAUAACCCUAACCAGCAACUGGGAUCAGAAACACAAAGAUGCGCACAGACGCACCUGGCGCAGUUGGUCCACCACUGGAGUCUUCCAGAUGGGUCGUAAGCACCUCAUCGGACCGAAGUUCAUUAGUGCCUCGCCACCUGUCAUUCUCUGUCGCUGCUUGGUGAAGCCAAUAGAUCGGUGUAUGCCCAUUCCUGAUUGAAUAAAUACCCGAUCUGCAGCGACCGAGAAUGACGGGUGCGAGGCACUGAUGAACUUCGGUUCGAUGAGGUGCUUACGACCCAUCUGGAAGACUCCAGUGGUGGACCAACUGCGCCAGGUGCGUCUGUGCGCAUCUUUGUGUUUCUGAUCCCAGUUGCUGGUUAGGGUUAUGGUUGGCUGAAUGAAGGCAGAAAAACCCGAAACUGUGCUAUGCGCAUUCUUUGUCGUCCCUCCUUGCUGCUAUUAUGACUUGGCCGACUUCGGCCUGGUAACUGGUUGCCUGUUCGUGACCUUUGCCGUCCAUGCGCAGUUUGUUUGCUUCGUGAAGCCAAUAGAUCGGUGUGCACCCAUUCCUGAUUGAAUACUUCAUACUCUUUUGCUGAAAAUAACGGGCAAUCUAUUAGAUCUACCCUUGAAACUUCUGCCACUGGUUGGUUGAUUUGCUGUCCAGGUUUAGAAUUGCGAAUGCCAUCCAGAACCACCCUCUCAGUUAACUACCCUGGGGGAGGGUUUAGCUGGUAAAUAUAAGGCAAGAUCUGAUUUCGUAGCCGUACCUGUUAGGGUUAGGGGUUGGGGGUUAGACUGAGGCUUGUCAACUGGAGGCUACGAAAUAAGAUCCGACCAAAUAUAAUUCAGGUUGCCCUGAGGUAACAUCGGCAGAGGUAAACUGGCUAGCAGAAAUGCUGUCUUUCACUGGUUUAUAUUUUACCUGUCAGAAUUACAGUUCAACACUGAGAGCCGAUAAGACUAGUGAUGACAACGUACCGCACCCCCGUCCACGUAUUGAUUGGGCUCCUACCCAUCAGUGCGCAUGGUUAUGGACUCGAAGUCGUUUUGUUACUAAGGUCACACUUGAAAUUCUACGCUUAUGCUCCUCAUACCUUUGAUCAGUGUCAUCCCAAUAGGAAGUGAUUUUGAAUUAUGCAACUUCUAUCCAGAUUUUGUCAGAAAGGGCUGACUGCUAUUUCUUGUGAUUUAAUUUACGGAAGACUCUUGCCUGCACUUGCGGCGACGGCCUUUAAAAUUAAUUCAAUUAUGAAGUUGCGAAAAUUCCCAUGGAGCAAUUCAGUUAGCUAAACUGCCGCCAAAAGCUAGUAGUGCCAUCGUGUACUUCUGGCCCAACUCGAAGGAACCGUCUAUUCUUAUGCUGGCAGCUUUAGCCGUUCAGGCUUCCCUCCCAAUAGCACAACUGAAGACAUGCAAAAAAUUGUUGCCUACGCGGAUUGACAGGUUAAACUGCGAUGUUUUCUGUAGUCGUCACCGUUUCUUCGGUGAUGGAAGGGGAGUCUGCAGGCAAUGCAGUUUCUUCUGCAGUAGGUGGUGUCGCAUGGCGUUCUUUUGUAUCACGCCGAAAUUUCAACGCCGGUUUAAAGUCGACAAUCUGCGUGUGAAACUUAAAUUACUCAAAUUGUCAGCUCGUACAGUAGGUGGGCUAACUCAUGAAAUGUCGGCCGAAAUUUUGAAAUGCGUUCUCGUUUCGAAGAGGUUAAUUAAGUAUGGUUGUAACAAUAACCUUAGUCACGCAUAAUUCUAUAGUGAUCCAGUUACCUCAGGAUGUCUUUUUUCGAAAUAAGUUAUUUCCGACUGCAUGCAACAUCAAUAUUUUGCAAAAAAUGUGGCUUGUAAAGUUAACAAUAUUGCUUAAAUUCACUGCUUAAUUUUAUUAACCCCAUAUGGUUUCCUUUUUAUACGUAGAGUAAUGUAUGGUUUUCCGUACACGGAAAAUAUACGGCUUGUAGUUUUGAAACCCUGAAUGCAAGUAUAACAGCAGGUCUGGUACAGAAUUAUUCAGGAUUUAUAAAAGUUUUUUAAACCGAAUGAUAUUCUUCCUUCGAGUUUAGAAUUGGAAGAAGACGUAAUUUCCUACCGAACAAGUAAAAAAUGGAUAUUUUUGUGCAUGUUUUCCAUGAAAUAUAAUUGACUUUUUAAGGGCAUCUGAAAUCAAUGGGAAAAUUGCAUGCUGCUUAAGUAGUCAUUUUUUAAAAGUAUUGGCUUUGCAUGCAUUCGGAAAUACGUUCGAUCGACAGAAGACACCCUGAGGUAACUGGACCAUUAUAGAAUUAUGCUUAACUAUGAUUAUUGUUACAAUCAUACAUAAAUAGUCUUUUCCAAACGAGAACUCAUUUCAAAAUUUCGGCCGACAUUUCCUGAGUUAGCACACCUACUGUACCUAAUAGCACGUUCCUCUGUAACUUUCCUCCUCUUUAAUGCACCACUUUUUUUCCGUUUUUAGAACUGA